UUGUAAAUAAAAUAAAUAGAUUAUUCAAAACAUUUUUAAGAAAUUGGAGUUAAGUAUACUGAUGAGAAGAACAGAUAUAUUGAAAUCACAAAGAAUGAAUCGAUCCCAUAAGCUCAAAAACCAGUUUACUCCUACAAGAACAACUACCCAUCACAAUGUGAGAUGAAGUGUCAGAAGGAGUACGAGUAAAUAAAGCUCAGAAGAUUAACAUGAGGCAGUUCUUUAGCAUAAACCCUGACCUUGUUAGGAACCAUCUCACCUCAACCCAGUGCUCAACCAGGAGUUAUAAUCCAAUGAGUCAAAGCCAGAAGACGUUCAGCAUCACUCCUAAGGGAAAGAUAAUCAAGAAGGAAAAUAUAACGCUUAAGAUAUCAAAGAUAAACAACGCAUUAUUACCAGAUUUGAAGAAGAUUCCCCAAAAAGCGAGUAAGAACUUGUUCCCUAAGCCUGAGACUUCAGUGAGCAAUUUCACCACACAAGGUCGUGCUAGGUUUAAGAAUAUUUUUCCGAAAAAAUUCAAUACAGAGAUGCACAAAUUAGAGAUAAAAGCUCCUAGAAAACAAGUACAAACUGCCAGGAAGAGCAGCCGCACUAAGAAGAAGAAAAUAGAUGGGUUUCUUGAAAGCCAGAGGAAGCUCAAAUUCGGCAAUAUCGAUAUCAAUAAUGUCAACCAGUUGAGAGCUAGCUGCUCUAAACCAACAUUGGAACUUUUAGAUUUCUCCUCAUCAAGUAAUGAUUCUGAUGAAGACUCACUUAGCUCUUUGAAAGCUUUCAAAAGAACUUCGGUGAUCCAGAUUGGGAAUUUGGAAAAUAAAGAUAUUGUUAAAGCAAAAGAGGUUUAUGGAGCCGUCAAGAACCCUAGAAAAGAAGAGAGUGAGCCAUACGAUCACUUCUUGAAGAAAUGCAACAUGCUUAAGCUUGUUCCCUCCCCCAUGGGAAUCGUAAAGAAGGCUAAAGAGAUGGGAGAAAUUGUAAAACUCAAUGGAUACAAAAUCGGAAAUGAUUAUGCUGAAAUUUUCGGAAAGAUCUUCAAAAAGACGAAUCAGAGGAUCGUCACACUUGAAAUGAGGAGCAAUAAACUUGAAGAUAAAGGUGCCAUACCUAUCAUAAAUAACCUCAAUGAGUUUAUUGUUACUAUUGAUUUAUCCAGCAACAAUAGAAUAGGUACUGAUUCAUAUCAGCUAUUGAGCGAGAAGAUGAGCUCGAAGUUUUUCAGACUUAAGAAAUUAUCACUAGACCAUAACAAUAUUUCAAAGAGCAGUUUCAAAGCACUAUGAGAUGGCAUUGCUUAUAGUACAUCACUGAAGACUCUUAACCUAAAUCAUAACAAUUUCCAGAAUGAGCAUGCUUGCAUUCUUGCAGAGGUCCUCCAGGAUUGAGCUCUCAAGAUGCUUUUUAUAGCCUGGAAUAAGAUCAGAGAUAAGGGAGCCGUUGCAAUUUUCAACGCUUUGAGGAAUAAUCAUUCUUUACAAAUAUUGGAUGCCUCAUUUAACUCUUUAAGCUCCUCAAUGAAGAGAGGCUAUGGAAAUAUUAGCCAUAAUUCUCUUUGUACUAAUGAGGAAGGGAGAAAUAUAUGUAAAAGUGCUAUAGCUCUGAAUCAAAUGUUUGAGAAAAAUUCAACUCUGAUUCAUAUGGAUCUGAGCCAUAACUGCUUCUCUGAUGAAGACUGAAAAGAGAUCUCGAAAGGUCUGGACAAAAAUAAACAUUUAUUAGGACUUCAUAUGGUGGGAAAUUCUAGAGAUACAAGUUCUCUAGGGUUCCUGGACAAAAUUCUUAACGAUGAUCCUGCAGCUGCUCAUAUACACACCAGGAUUCAUGAGAGUCUCGAAACUGGAGUACUAACUGAGAGGAAAAGACAAUUCAAAGUCUCUUCUAAUUGAUGGAUUUGAGAAGGAUGGACCCAGCAUGAGUUCAAGUUUAUACCAAGAAAAUCUACAGAAGAUAUUAUCGAUCAAUUCACCCCAGUUUACUUACAUCUAGAUUGUGAUGAAUAUGAACCAGACUUAAUGAUCAGGGAUCCUACAACUGGCAUUCACUCUAUUAAGAGAAUGAUACCUCCAAGAGAGGUGAGGUAUUUCUUUACAUUUGGAGACCAUCAUAUAAGGAUUGCAAAAGAUCAGAACAUUGCUCCUAAUUUAUUCAGAGAUGAGGAUUUGGAUGUGCACCAUGAGCUUCAUAUGAGUGUUCCUCAAAUCAAUACCUAUGAGAACUCUCACCAGAUAAAAUCUCUAAUAACUGAGGAGUUUUUGGAUAAGAUGGCUGUGAAGCCUCGUCCUGAUCCCAAAUAUCCACUAAUGAGAAUAAGACCUAAAACUCCUUGGGAUUUUAGCAAAAGUAUUUUUGCUGCUUAUAAGCAAGAUACGGAAGAAUUACUCAAUAGCUGACUUAAUGAAGAUUGGGGUAAAUCCAGAAUUCCUAAAAUCCUCGAUGAUGAAGAAGUUGAAGAUGUAAAGGAAUUUCUUAACAGCAAGUAUAAAAGCAUCCGUGAGCUAUACAAAUACUAUGCUGGUAUUUUUCCUUCCAACGGGGUAUUUUGUAUCUCAAAGACAUUAUUCAACGAGAUCGUGAACAACAUCCAGCCAUCAAUAAUAGACAAUAACUUAUCAAUUUCUGCAAUAGAUCUUGAAUUCAUUACAACAAUUUCAGGAUUUAAAACAGGAAAUCUAAAUCCUAACCGAGACUUGAUCCGUUUCCAGCUGCUAGAACUCCUGGUCCGUUUGGGAAUUCAUAAAUACUACAAGAGUAAUAUCUCCGCCACAAAAUUUGAUGCAAUAAAGGAGUUCUUCAACAAGGACCUAGGCAGCUUCCUCGAGAAAUUCCAGUCUUACAAAUGGAGGGAAGAAGAGUACUUCUGUGAAGAAGUAGAAUAUAUCCUGAAGGAGUACAUGCCGCAGCUUGAUCAACUGUUUAAUAUGUACUCUGGAAAAUACACCUUGCCUUCUCAACCCAAGUUUGUCAGCCUUGAGGAGUUCCAAGAAAUGAUUGCUACUAGUGGGAUUCUUUCUCUAAAUAUUGCCAAUAAGGAUAUAGGAAAAUACUAUAACCUCUCUCUUGAGACUGAGAUUGAUGAACUAGAAACUGAAAAGCACAUGCAAAUGUUCAAGCUAGAGUUUUACGAAGCCAUUGCUAGGUGUGCAGAUAAGAUUGUAUAUGAUACUGAUAAAAUCGACCCUAAUUCUUUGGAUAAUAACAAAACUCAGAAAAAGAGCAGAAAGAUGACAAAUGACUGUGAUAUGGUACCUAGCAUUAACAUUGAGGAUAGCAACUCUGAAGAUCUUAUUUCGCAGUCUAAUUCGAGUAUGAUCAGUGAUAAAGUUGACCCUAAGAACGAUAUGACUCCUAUUAUUAUGAGUGAUUUUAUGAAGAGGAAAAGUCUCGCUUUCAAAUCCAAAAUAGAAGACCAGCAAAAUGAUGAUGCAUCAGAUUAUUCACUCGAACAAGGAGGAGAGAAGCUAUACCAAAAACUUGAGAAAUUCUUGAAGGUUUUAAUUCAAAAUUGAUUCAGCAAGAAACUUAAGAGGAUGAAUACCAAACAGAGCCAAAACUUGAGUGCAAGGACAAACGCUUAUUUCUUAGAUGGGAAAGAUAUCAAUAAUAAAAAAAAUAGUAACUCUUUUCUAAUGGAUGAGCCGAAGUACACAUUUAAUAGAGCUCUGACUAAAAAUGUUCAAGAUAAAGUGCUUAGCAAUGGCGAAAGUAGUAUCAACAGGCAAUAUGUCCCUCAGCAGACAUCUAGUAGUGCAAACUUUCUGAAGGUCACAAUAUAAUGGCCUAAGAAUCGGCUAGAAGACAUUUUGAUAAUUAUUAAAUA
Moneuplotes crassus is the source of this 3811-nucleotide messenger RNA. Lineage: Eukaryota; Ciliophora; Spirotrichea; Euplotida; Euplotidae. The record is from the annotation of a GenBank genome assembly.